GAUUGCUAUUCAAAUAUUAUCAAUGGGAGUCUUUGUUGCCCUAAUCUUGCUCUACAUCCAAUGGAGAGCAAAGGCCAACAGUCACAAAAGCAAGGGGAGGGUGGUCCCUGAACCAUCCGGUGCCUUGCCAAUUGUUGGUCAUCUGCAUUUGCUGGGAGGAAAAGAGCCAGUUGCACGAACCUUCGGUGCCAUGGCCGACAAAUACGGGUCAGCCUUUAUGCUUCGUCUUGGUGUGAAUCGUACAUUUGUGGUGAGUAGUUGGGAGAUGAUGAGGGACUGCUUCACUAUCAAUGAUAGGGUUUUUGCCACACGCCCACUCAGUGCAGUUGGGAAGCACCUGGGCUACGAUUAUGCAAUGUUUGGGUUUGCCCCUUACGGACCAUACUGGCGUGAGAUUAGAAAGAUAGCCACAACUGAGCUUCUCUCCAAGACAAGACUUGAGAUGCUGAAGCAUGUAAGGAUCAAUGAAAUAGAUGUAUGCAUCAAAGAGUUGUACUCUCUUGGGGCCAAGGGUAGUACUAGUACUACCACUAGUGCUACCCAUCUUGUAAAGGUGGAGAUGAAGCAGUGGUUUGAGCAUCUAAGCUUGAAUGUGGUCACCAAAAUACUUGCAGGCAACAGAUACUUUGGCAACAACGAUGAUGGAUAUGAGGUUGAGGCCCAGAGAUUUGGAAAAGCGUUUAAUGAGUUAGCACGUCUAGGUGGGGUGUUUGUCAUCUCAGAUGCACUCCCCUAUCUCAAAUGGUUCGAUUUGGGGGGAUAUUUGAGGUCCAUGAAAUGUGUUGCUAAGGAAAUAGACUCUUUAAUUGGAAAUUGGCUAAACGAACAUCGCCGCAAGGCACUAUCUGGGAAGAUGGAAGGUGAAGUAGAUUUCAUCGAUGUGAUGCUAUCCAUCAUUCACGAUCAUCAUAAUGAUUUGAAGUCUAGUUACGAUGGAGAUACCAUUAUCAAGGCAACUAUAUUGUCUCUAAUGGUAGCUGCCUCGGAAUCUACAUCAGUCACCUUAACUUGGGCUCUCUCCUUACUGUUAAACAACCGCCAUGUAUUGAAAAAAGCCCAAGAUGAGUUGGACAACCAUGUUGGUAGAGAAAAAAACGUGGACGAAUUAGAUAUAAAAAAUCUGAUAUAUUUACAUGCAAUCGUCAAGGAAACAUUGCGUCUAUACCCUGCCACACCCGUAGGAAUACCGCAUCAAGCUAUGGAAGACUGCCAAGUGGAUGGAUAUCGUGUUCCUAAAGGAACAAACUUACUGGUAAACAUUUGGAAAUUGCAUAGAGAUCCUCGUGUUUGGGUAGACCCUCACGAGUUCAAACCAGAGAGAUUUCUCACUACGAAUGAUAAUGUAGAUGUGAGGGGUCAGCAAUUUGAGUUCAUUCCUUUUGGCUCUGGGGUGCGAUCCUGCCCAGGUAUCACUUUCGCCAUGCAGGUCUUACAAUUAACACUGGCUCGUUUGCUACACGGGUUCAAUUUAGAGACCCCUUCAUAUGAACCAAUAGACAUGAGUGAAGGGUUUGGCCUUACCCUUCCAAAAGCAACCCCUUUGGAAGUCCUGCUAUCCCCACGUCUUCCUUCCAAGCUAUAUGGAAUGUAAUUGGAAGAUUAUGUACGACACAAAAAUAGUUGCUUGUAGUUGUUAAUGUGAUUAUGGGGCGGUG
This is a messenger RNA of Macadamia integrifolia, 1655 nucleotides long. Its product is annotated as cytochrome P450 CYP82D47-like. The transcript has 2 exons. Gene Ontology annotation, biological process: defense response to other organism. Bases 23 to 1591 code for a protein of 522 amino acids. Lineage: Eukaryota; Viridiplantae; Streptophyta; Magnoliopsida; Proteales; Proteaceae. Gene Ontology annotation, molecular function: iron ion binding; monooxygenase activity; heme binding. The record is from RefSeq and is a predicted model, not a curated record.